AUGAAGAAAAACGCAAAAAAUACCAACGAUAAUGAGUUGACAAUGAAUCCUCAGGAAGCAGAAAAUCAAAAGCUUUCAGUUAUCAAGUCAAAUGAUCCAUCCAGUAGACAGAAAAGGCCAGCGGAAACAAGUACUGGUGUUUCAGACAAGAAUGUGGAGGAAGUGGCGGAUGAUGGUCGUGUCAUCACAGCCUAUGACGAUGGUAACAACUCUGAUGACAGUGACGAAGAGAUCAUUACAUCUGCAAUGCCACCAAAGCAAAUAGUAGAUACUAUUGUUACAACUACAACUAAUCCAGACGGCAGUCUGAAGCGAACUACAAGAAAAACAACACGUACAGUGUUAACUACGGCUAGAAUACGCAAGAUCAAGAUGACAAACCUACCACCUGAUGGGGAACUGCUCAAACCACCAGUACCAUCUUCAAGUAACGAUUUAAAUAUGUCAAAUGUAAUCAAUUUCACAAAACUAAACUCAGACAAUCUGACGGGAAUUCGCUUGCUCAGGCUACAUUGGCCAUAA
Heterobilharzia americana is the source of this 522-nucleotide messenger RNA. Lineage: Eukaryota; Metazoa; Platyhelminthes; Trematoda; Strigeidida; Schistosomatidae. The record is from the annotation of a GenBank genome assembly.